Molecule: messenger RNA, 2056 nt
Organism: Eublepharis macularius
Lineage: Eukaryota; Metazoa; Chordata; Lepidosauria; Squamata; Eublepharidae
Product: leukocyte immunoglobulin-like receptor subfamily B member 3
Exons: 8
Coding region: 116-1351 (411 amino acids)
Source: RefSeq, a predicted model, not a curated record
UCCCGAAGAGCACAGUUGCAUUUACGAAGCAGACGCCAGAUGAGAUUUUCAUUCAGAGGUCACUGAGGCAAAGAGAAAACAGGUGGACGCGACCGGCUAUACAAACUACUACACCAUGAGGUUCUCUUCCUGCAUCCUCUUUCUUGGAUGGUGGGUGACUGGACGGAGCUCGAUGACUAGUGGUGCUUAUCCCAGGCCAUCCAUCUCAGUGGAACCCAGUGAGAACCUUACCCUGGGAGCACAUGCUACAAUCUACUGUAAGAACAAACAUCACGAUAAAGUUCAAUUCAAGCUACACAAAGAACCAGGUUCAGCUAAGUAUCCUUUGGCAGCCCAGGAAAAGUCCCAGGCUGAAUUUUUCAUUCAAAAUGUCUCACCAUCAGAUGCUGGGAUCUAUUGGUGUCAAUAUUGCUUGUCUGAUCAAUGCUCAGAUUUCAGUGAUAAAGUAGCCAUCUAUGUAACAGAUCCAAGCCUCUCCAAACCCUUCAUCAGGGCAGAACCCAAAGGUCAGAUUGAUCUGGGCUUGAAUGUCACCAUUGAGUGCCAAGGACCAGAGGAUGGGCUGAACUUCUCCCUGCACCAGUCAAGGAACCUGACUGCAUCACGGAAGAGGGAGCCAGGUGGAGACACAAAAGAGCUCCUUCUCUCUAUGGUGACAUUGGAGGAUGCUGGGAGCUACACCUGCCAAUAUCACCUCGCAGGAAAUCCAUUUGUCUGGUCAGAGCCAAGUAACCCCGUGGAUUUGAUUCUGAGAGAUCCCAAUCUUCCCCAACCCUCCAUCAAGGGGAAACCCAGUAGACAUCUUGCUCCAGGCUCAAAAGUCACCAUCCAUUGCCAAGGACCGCAGAAUGGCCUGAACUUCUCCCUGCACAAAUCAGGAAACCUGACAGCAUCACAGAAGGCAAAGCCUGACAAAAACACAACCAAGUUCAUUCUCCACGAUAUAACAUCAGAAAAUGCAGGGACAUACACCUGUCAGUAUGUCCACAGCAACCAUUCUUUCAUCUGGUCAAGGCCAAGCCAGCCUGUGGAGCUGGUUGUGACAGCAGGGUCCUCAAAAGUUAUAUGGGCAAGCAGUGCCGGGGGCCUUUCGAUUCUCCUCCUGUUGCUGGUUGCCUUCCUAUUCUACAGGAAAAGAAGAACAGGCUUUUCUUCCAGAGAAAGACACGAACCAGUGAAUGUGCCCAUGCAGAGCCAUACUGGAGCAGACCAGGAGGAAGUCACCUAUGUUACACUGGAUCAGCGGUUGCUGAAAGCCAUGCAGUCAGCGGAUCCUGCCAGAGUCCCUGAGCCCUGCGUCUAUGAAGCGGUGGCCAAAAACAGAAUCAAGGCGGGACCAGAGGCAAAAUGACUCGUUUGGGUACUGUCAGGAGGACUUAGGGUUGUGUGGAGACAUGCAUGUCCCAGGCUAGUUCUAACAUGAAAGAUACCCCUCUUACUGCCAAGAACAUUAGAAGGCAUCCAAGGACACAGUCCCAAGCAUCGAUUAUAAACCUACCAAGCCCCACCUCCAAAGCAAAGCAUGCACUUACUUCAUUGCUGUCUGUCUGUCUCUUACAUGGGCUGUACCUUUAAGCAAACUGAGGACAGUAGCUGUGAAAUAGAAAAUUGAAAUGCAAAAAGAUGCAUCUCUCUAACCAGGUGCCAGGACCAACAAUCAUUGCCCUACCGCUAUGUCCCUGCUGCCUAUAAGCAGUCUGCUUCGGAAGCAGCAACACAAAUUUGCUAGCCCUUUCCCUCUGCCAGCAACCAGGGACUUCUUUUACCAAUCUACUUGCCUCCUCCUUAUAUAAGCCCCUUGAUGGGAGUUUGUGCACUGCAAAUUUGAGUCCCUUCCUGUUUGGGCUAGGUUGGCUAGAUUCACUUCUCGAUAGGCCCUCAUUAGGAGACUGGUGGGGGGGGGGAGCCUGGUAAAAGGCAAGGUUUAGAGAGGAGAGGGAACUCAGCAGGGUAUAGUACCAUAGAGUUGACCCCAUUUUCUGUACGGUAGCUGAUCUCUGUCAUGUGGAGAUCCCCUGCUCCCACCCCUCUGCUUCUCGCCUCCACUCACCUGGCC